Sarcophilus harrisii (Tasmanian devil) is the source of this 5189-nucleotide messenger RNA. RefSeq names its product carbohydrate sulfotransferase 3 (gene CHST3). The coding region runs from base 1483 to 2862 and encodes 459 amino acids. NCBI's taxonomy places the organism in Eukaryota, Metazoa, Chordata, Mammalia, Dasyuromorphia, Dasyuridae. Gene Ontology annotation, biological process: carbohydrate metabolic process; N-acetylglucosamine metabolic process. The record is from RefSeq and is a predicted model, not a curated record. The transcript has 3 exons. Gene Ontology annotation, cellular component: Golgi membrane. Gene Ontology annotation, molecular function: chondroitin 6-sulfotransferase activity; N-acetylglucosamine 6-O-sulfotransferase activity.
AGCUUACAUUCUAGUUGGGGGGAGGGAGAGCACAAUGCCCUGAAGAAGAUGGAAUUAGAUGCCCUGUGGUCUUUGGUUGUAUCAACAGGGCAGGUGGCAAGGUUCUUAAAGCAUAUGGUUGGAAAGGGGUGGUCCUAGCCAAAUCUGAAUGGGCAGAGUUCAAGCCGGGACCAUUGGAAGGUGAAAGAAAGGCUCACAGAGUGGUCCACUGGGUACUGCCCUCUAAGCAGGUGGGGUUUGACCUUCGAAGGCUUCUAACAUCUUCAAACCCCAAGUUUCUAUGAUUUUCUGUAAAGCAAGAUUCCAGGAACCAGAAAUAUCAUGGACUAUGUAACCUACAAGAAUAUUUGGAUAGAGAGGUUUGGUAGGAACAGACACUAUCCCUCUAGAAUGAAGACUCUGGGAGAAAUCUGGUGCACUACCCCAUGUCUCCAACCACCCCCACAUAGUUCUCCUUCCCUCUAUCCAGAGGCCAGAACAGGAUGGGAAUUCCGAGAACUGGAGCUCCUCAGCUGAAGGAAGUGCAAAAGAAGGUGCUGUGCUAUGGAUUCCCUUUUCUAGAAAAGCCUCAGGGACCUUCUGGGGAAACACCAGGUACCCAAGGGUCCCAAACCCAUGAAACAUGGGGUAUUUUGCACAAAUGAAAAUGAGUAGGUUGCUUCCCAAUAGGAAGGAUUCCUGGGAGGGAGCUUUCUGGGAAGACUAGUUUUGCCUCAGGAAAUUUGUUGCUGAUGUAAGAUGUUAGGGGAGGUCAUUAUUGUUUCUAGGAAUCUGGCCUCUCUUGGCAUAAGGACCAGGAAGGAAAAAAACAACCACCUUCUUACUCUUGAGAAGAGAGCUCUCCAUAUGUGCAGCACAGCAAACGUGCUCUCAGGCCAUUUGAGUGGGACAGCUUAUUGGCUCUGCUGGGGACAGAGACUGGGAAGUAGCUUCCUGGUCACAUCCUCAGUGAUCACUCUCACUUCACGGACUUUCAGAAAUUAGCUACCACCUCUUCAGGUUCUUCCUCAAGCUUCGUCUUUUUUGAUCUCCGAGGUUAUCAACCAUCGCUUCAAUGCUCUUCCUCAAGCUCCAUCUCCUUUGACCUCCAAGAUUAUUGACCAUCUCUUUAGGUUCUUCCUCAAGCUCCAUCUUCUUUGGUCUCUGAGGUUAUCGACCAUCUCUUCAAUGCUCUUCCUCAAGCUUCAUCUCCUUUGACCUCCAAGAUUAUCGACCAUCUCUUCAGGUUCUUCUUCAAACUCCAUCUUCUUGAUUUCAGAAGCUUUGGAAGAUGCUGCCUGCCCCCUCUUCCUACAUGUUUUCUCCUUCUGGCUUCCAUUUCUCUUUUCCUGAAGUUGGAGACAUAGGACAUGGGUGUCCUCUCCCUGAUGGCAAGAUCCAAGAUGCGGUCCAGCUAACCACACAAGGCUAGGGGCUGGGCAAGUUGUGGGGAGGGGAAGGAGCUCCCAGAGCCCCUCCCUCCCUCUCCUCCAAUCGAUCCCCAUGGAAAAAGGACAUUCUUGGCCUCAGGAUACCCGGGACCUUCUUCACAGCCUGAGAAUGAGGAGCAAAUAUGCUCUUUUCCUGCUGUUUGUGGUCAUUGUCUUUGUCUUCAUUGAGAAAGAAAAUAAAAUCAUAUCAAGGGUCUCGGACAAGCUGAAGCAAAUCCCCCAAUCCCUCAUGGACGCCAACAGCACCGACCCGGCGCUGAUCCUCGCCGAGAACGCGUCCCUCCUGUCCCUGAGCGAACUGGACUCUUCCUUCUCCCAGCUCCGGCAGCGGCUCCGGAACGUCACCCUGCAGCUGGGGGGAGAGCCGGCGGAGCUGCGGCCGGGCCCGCGGCGGCACGUGCUGCUGAUGGCCACCACCAGGACGGGCUCGUCCUUCGUGGGGGAGUUCUUUAACCAGCAGGGCAACAUCUUCUACCUCUUCGAGCCUCUGUGGCACAUCGAGCGGACCGUGACCUUCGAGCCCGGGGGCGCCAACGCCGCCGGCUCCGCGCUGGUCUACCGGGACGUGCUGAAGCAGCUGUUCCUGUGCGACCUCUACAUCCUGGAGCACUUCAUCAGCCCGCUGCCCGAGGACCACCUGACGCAGUUCAUGUUCCGGAGAGGGUCCAGCCGCUCGCUCUGCGAAGAGCCCGUGUGCACGCCCACCGUCAAGAAGGUCUUCGAGAAGUUCCACUGCAAGAACCGCCGCUGCGGCCCCCUCAACCUGACCCUGGCCGCGGACGCCUGCCUGCGCAAGGAGCACAUGGCGCUCAAGGCCGUGCGCAUCCGGCAGCUGGAGUUCCUUCGGCCGCUGGUGGAAGACCCCCGCCUGGACAUGCGGAUCAUCCAGCUGGUCCGGGACCCCCGCGCCGUGCAGGCGUCCCGCAUGGUGGCCUUCUCCGGCAAGUACGAGAUCUGGAAGAAAUGGGUGGCGGAAGGGGAGGCCCACCUGCGGGAGGACGAGGUCCAGCGGCUCCGGGGGAACUGCGAGAGCAUCCGGCUCUCGGCCGAGCUGGGCCUGAGCCAGCCCUCCUGGCUGCGGGGCCGCUACAUGCUGGUGCGCUACGAGGACGUGGCCCGCCUGCCGCUGCAGAAGGCCCGGGAGAUGUACCGCUUCGCGGGGAUCACCCUCACCCCGCAGGUGGAGGACUGGAUCCGGAAGAACACCCAAGCCUCCCAGGACAGCAGCGGCAUCUACUCCACCCAGAAGAACUCCUCGGAGCAGUUUGACAAGUGGCGCUUCAGCAUCCCCUUCAAGCUGGCCCAGGUGGUCCAGGGAGCCUGCGCUCCCGCCAUGCGGCUCUUCGGCUACAAGCUGGCCCCCGACCCCGCCACCCUCACCAAUCGCUCGGUCAGUCUGCUGGAGGACCGGGGCACCUUCUGGGUGACGUAAUGGCAGGAGGGGGCCUGGAUCCCCAGUCACAAGCCCGCCCCCACCCCCCUGACCUACCGACGUCAGCUGCCGGACCGAACCGCCACCGCGCAGGCGGAGCCGUGACAGCCCGAGAGAUGGGCUGUGGUGGCAAGGGUCGUCCAGUAAGAAAUUAAAUGAGCCAGGCGCGUCCCUCUUGCUAGAGAAGCGGGCCUUACCCUCCUCUGCGCCCCACCCCCUUCUCCUUCUCCUCUUGCCAGCGGGAUUUCCAAAGCAGCUUCCUGCCCUGCAAACCUCCAUCCCACCCGGAGGAAUCCUCCCCGGAGGCUGGAAGCUGGACUGCCUCCGAUCUCAUUUUCACCCGCCCACAGCACACUCUGCCUUCCUCCCCAACUUUCAAGCGUCUCCCGGUCCCUGCGGGGGACUUCUGCCCCAAGCACUCCAAGAGAGUCUCUCGUUGUGUUUAUCCUAAUUGUUGUAGAAGAGGGACCUGGAGGUGAGAGAUAGUCCUAGCCUGAAGGCCUCCUGGGAAACUCCCAGCCCCAGGGAGGCCCCUGCAGGCUCCUGGGUCUCACUACUACCUCCUUUUAUCUAUUAAGUUUACUCAUUUUUGUGGCUGACGGCUGCGUUAACCUGGAUUUUGGCCAACCCUCUUACAAUUUAUUUAUGACACACACUCACCCCCAAAGACCCGUUUGACUCCCACGGAGCCUCUCUCCUUAAAGGCUGCCGGGGCCUCCCUUUGGAAGGCAUCAUCAAAGCCAGGGGGACAGAUAAAAGGCCUCUUUAGUUGAUUGGCUGAAGCUGGACCAAGCCUGGGGAAUGUACAAAGAAUAUUCAGGGGAAAAGAGGGGAAUAGGACAGCCCGAAGUCCCUAUUUCUCUCUAGAAGACACUAGUCUUUUCCUACUCCUUCACCAGACCACAAAUUAGCCAUCAAAGUGACAAACCAGUAUCUCGAAGCUCCCCUCUCCCCCAUUGAGGUUUCUGGGGAGAAAACUGUAUAACUUGGUAGGGGACCAUUUGGGGCUUUAAAGUUAUUUAUGAUUUAGUUUCUUCUUUUGUUAUUUUUCUUCCAACAAGAAGUAUUGGUUGGAGGUUGUUGGUAGAAAAGUCAGUUGGGGUCCUGAGGGAGACUUAGAGGAACCAAAGGCUUCCCCUUAGCCCAGGGAUCAGGAGCCAUUGCUAUAGGGGGGUCCCCCCCAAAAAGUGAGGCAGCUGGAGUCAAUUUGAGCUCCCUCAGCCCUUCCUCCCCUCCUUCCACCAGUCCUGCUUUUCAGGAGGCUUGUCUUCAUUACCCCCAUUGUUUCCCUGUUCUUGUUGUGGGGGUGCUUCCCCCUCUCCUUAGAGAGGCACCCUGACCUCAGAAUGCUGUCUCCGUGCACAUGUUUUGCUUCUAAAGACAGUGUUCAGUGACAAGCUCCCCUGUCCCCUCAGAGCCCUGACCUAGAAUUUAGCCAACACAAAAAUGCAUUUGUUAUACACAAUUAAUUCCACCAGCAUUUAUUCAAGUGCCUUCAAGUGACCAAAGCUCUGUAUCAGGGACUGGGCAUCCAAAGACAAAAAACAAAUAAUUAGUGCCUGCCUUCCCGGAGCUUACGUUCUCCUGGGCAAUAGACAAGUGACAGUUCCACAUCUGGUCAUCCCAGGCCACCCAUAUUUGGUGAGAGGAGGGUGACAUUCUACUUUGAGAUUGGUCACCGCUCAGGGGAGCCUAAAGGCAGCCAAGUUACCAUGUCCAGACCAGGAGGGGUUCAUCCUUGCUGGGUGGGGCUACUUCCAUUUGGAGGAGUCAUGGCUGUUGCCUUUCUCGACUUCAUAUUCCAUGGAUGGGCAGUGACUUGACAUGCCUCCUUUCCCAGUAGAGAGAGCUUCAGUUUCAACAAAGUGGACUGACAUCCAUAGAACCCAGUAACACCAUCUGGGAACCUCUUCCCACCUCAGGAUGUGGUGUUGCUGAAGACAUCUCUGGCAGGCCCAGAAUGUUUUUUCCUUAUAAGGAGACUACUUUCCCCCUCCUCCCUGUCCCCAGUCCUCCUUUACCUCCUGGUUCCCCAAAGUGGGACGCUAUCAGUUCCAGCUAGCACUGUGCUAACAGGCAUCGAGGGGUGAGGGGGAACCCUUCCCUCCACUCCUAGAGUUGCUUUCUGGGGCUGCAGGCUCCCUGCUCCCUCCACCAUCAUCCCCUCCUCCCACCAGAGAUUUUUGGAGAACUCUGUUAAGAAUGAACUUGGGAGGGGAGGGUUUCCUAUCUUUGGGAUAUUGUUCACUGCAAAUUGAAUUAAUUUAUUUAUUUUGUGAAGAGAUAAAAAUAAAAAUAGUUUAUUUGCAGGGAGUCUGUGUCGUAUA